Messenger RNA from Malassezia sympodialis ATCC 42132, 2550 nucleotides. RefSeq names its product RNA-dependent DExD/H-box ATPase (gene PRP2). Lineage: Eukaryota; Fungi; Basidiomycota; Malasseziomycetes; Malasseziales; Malasseziaceae. The record is from RefSeq and is a predicted model, not a curated record. Gene Ontology annotation, molecular function: RNA binding; helicase activity; ATP binding. Gene Ontology annotation, cellular component: catalytic step 2 spliceosome; intracellular anatomical structure.
AUGAGCUCGUCCCGCUCGGCGCCGGCGGACCUCGCGUCCUUGCGCGACCGCUCUCGCCAGGCAUACCUACAGAAGCGCUCUGCCCAGCAGGUCGAGCUCCUGCGCCGUGAGAUCGCCGAUGAAGAGGCGUUCUUCCAGGGCGUGCGCCUAUCGAAGCGUGAGGAGCGCGAGCUUGCCCACAAGCGCGAGCUCCUGCGCCUCGCCGAAGAGUACGAGGCGCUCGAUGACCGCGAAGAGGGCUACGUGCUUCCCGAAGACUACCUGACCGAGCAGGGGCGCAUGGACCGCGGCCGCAAGCAUGACGCGCUGCAUGCGCGGCGCCACGACCACGGCCGCCGCGGCCCCCGGCCGGCGGAGGGCGAUGCCUUUGAAAAAGAGCAGAUAGCGCGCUCGCAGCUGCUCGACGCGCCAGAGCGCGGCACGGACGGCUUCGACUUUGUGUUCGAUGAGGCACAGGCCAUCCAGUUCAUCAUGGACCACAAGGACGCGCCGCCCAGCCUCUCGGCGGAGGAGGAGGCGCUGCAGCACCAGCUGCACGAGGCGGAGGCGCGCGCAGACUCGAUCGAUGCGACGCGGCGUGCGCUCCCGGUGUACGCGCUGCGCGAGGAGCUGCUCGAUGCGAUCGCGCAGCACCAGGUCCUGAUUGUCGUCGGCGAGACGGGCUCGGGCAAGACGACGCAGCUGCCACAGUUCUUGCACGAGGCCGGCUAUACACGGGAUGGCCAAAAGGUGGCGUGCACGCAGCCGCGCCGCGUGGCGGCGAUGAGCGUCGCGGCCCGCGUCGCCGAGGAGAUGGGCGUGCGGCUCGGCGCCGAGUGCGGGUACAGCAUCCGCUUCGAAGACUGCACGUCCGAGUCCACGGUGCUCCAGUACAUGACGGACGGCAUGCUCCUGCGCGAGUUCCUCACCAACCCCGACCUCGGCUCGUAUGCAGCGAUCAUGAUCGACGAGGCACACGAGCGCACGCUCAGCACGGAUAUGCUGUUCGGCCUCGUCAAGGACAUUGCGCGCUUUCGCCCUGAUCUGAAGCUGAUCAUCUCGAGCGCGACGCUUGAUGCGGACAAGUUCAGCGCGUUCUUCGACGACGCGCCGAUCUUUUACGUGCCGGGCCGCCGCUUCCCGGUGGACAUUCACUACACGCCGCAGCCCGAGGCCAACUACCUGCACGCGGCGAUCACGACCGUGUUCCAGAUCCACACGACGCAGCCGAAGGGCGAUAUCCUCGUCUUCCUUACCGGGCAGGACGAGAUCGAUGUGGCGAUGGACAAUCUGCAGGCGACGGCGCGCGCGCUCGGCAGCCGCAUGGCCGAGCUGAUCGUGUGUCCGAUCUACGCGAACCUGCCGAGCGACCUGCAGGCGCGCAUCUUCGAGCCGACGCCGCCCGGUGCGCGCAAGGUCGUGCUCGCGACGAACAUUGCCGAGACUAGCAUCACGAUCGACGGCAUCUCGUUCGUGAUUGACCCCGGCUUUGUGAAGCAAAACUCGUACAAUCCACGCACGGGCAUGGCCGCGCUGACCGUCGUGCCGUGCUCGCGUGCGUCUGCGAAUCAGCGCGCGGGGCGCGCCGGUCGCGUAGGCCCGGGCAAGUGCUUCCGGCUGUUUACCAAGUGGGCGUUCCAGAACGAGAUGGACGAGAACACCGUGCCCGAGAUCCAGCGCACGAACCUCGCCAACGUCGUGCUCCUGCUUAAGUCGGUGGGCGUGCACGACCUGCUGCACUUUGACUUUCUUGAUCCGCCGCCGACCGAUACGCUCAUUCGAGCACUGGAGCUGCUGUAUGCGCUGGGCGCUCUCAACGACCGGGGAGAGCUGACCAAGCUCGGGCGGCGUAUGGCCGAGUUCCCGGUCGAUCCGAUGAUGAGCAAGGCUAUCCUCGCGAGCGAAGAGUACCAUUGCACGGAGGAAGUGCUCUCGAUUGUGUCAAUGCUUGCGGAGAGCAGCUCGCUGUUUAUACGGCCCAAAGACAAGAAACUCGAGGCAGAUCGCGCGCGGCAGGCGUUUGUGCGGCCGGGCGGCGACCCCCUGAUGCUCCUGCACAUCUGGGACCUGUGGGUCGAGAGUGGGUACAGCCAGGUAUUCUGCCUGGACAACUUUUUGCAGCCCAAGACGCUGGGGCGUGUGCGCGACGUGCGCGACCAGCUGCGGCGCCUGUGCGAGCGCGUGGAACUGGUGCCCGAGUCACUGCCCGACACGACGGACCUCUCUGGCGUGCAGAUCGCGCUGACCGCCGGCUACUUCAUGAACACGGCCGUGCUCCAGCGAGGCGGCGAGACGUACCGCAGCAUCAAGCAAAACACGUCCGUGUACGUGCAUCCGUCCUCGAGCCUGUACAAGCAUGUGCCGCCGCCGCGCUACCUGUGCUACUACGAGCUCGUCGAGACGUCCAAGCACUUUAUGCGGCAGGUUAUGGAGAUCCGCCCCGCGUGGCUCUCGCUCGUGGCGCCUCACUACUUCUCCGCAGACGAUGUGCGUGACGACACACAGCAGAAGCGCAUGCGGCGCAGCGCAGGCGCGCCGCCUUCGGCGCACCGGCGUGAGACGGAGGCGUAG